Sycon ciliatum is the source of this 5573-nucleotide messenger RNA. Its product is annotated as transcription activator BRG1-like. The transcript has 35 exons. The record is from RefSeq and is a predicted model, not a curated record. Gene Ontology annotation, biological process: positive regulation of transcription by RNA polymerase II. The coding region runs from base 227 to 4762 and encodes 1511 amino acids. Gene Ontology annotation, molecular function: histone binding; ATP binding; ATP-dependent chromatin remodeler activity. NCBI's taxonomy places the organism in Eukaryota, Metazoa, Porifera, Calcarea, Leucosolenida, Sycettidae. Gene Ontology annotation, cellular component: nucleus.
UUCAUCCCAUUUCCACUUUCUCUUCGAUAUUUUGAAAGCCUGCAAAUUGUGUAUCUGUGUACAAUUCACAGCUGCUUUGUUAGAAUGCUGAGCAGUGGGACUAUAUCCAGAGGUUCACCACGGGUGGUUCUCCUGGGUACAUCGUUCGGACUCUUUCGAAGCAGGGUGGAAACAAGACGAUUUGGUUGCUGAAGGAAGCCAGAAAAUCGAACUGCACAUCUCAACCAUGGCGAAUGCUAUAUCGAUAUCCUUGGAUAAGCUGCCUGGGCUGAUGCAGGCUUUGGAAGUCAUGCGUGAGAAGGGCUUGGAGUCAGACAACCGCUACAAACUGCUAUCAGCCGUUGCAAAUAAGCUGCAGGCCGAAGUAACCAAGCCUGGCGUGAAGACCGAGACAGCGAGUGGAGACGCUGCGCCGCCCAAGAGUGGCCAUACGUCAUCCCCACCCGCACCGCAAGGCAGUGAGAGUGGCAGUACAAGCAAUGCUACUGCUGCUGCUGGUGCUCCUGCACCUGCAGCAGCGAAUGGUGACGCUUAUGCCGCUCUUUUGGCUUCGGUCAGCUCCAACUCCAGUAUUGUAAACAUUCACUCGGUGACGUCUAGCCUGAGUCCAGAGCAGGUUGCACAGCUACGAGCACAGAUUGCAGCUUAUCAGUUACUGGCUAACAAGCACACCUUAUCGCAGGAGUUGUUGAGUGCUACUGGUGCCUUGACUGUUGCCUUUCCCACGCCACCAACUGCAUCAACGCAAGCCACGCAGCCACCUUCUCAACAAACUCCGACGCAGUCACUGAAGCCGCAACAAGCUCAGCCCGAACAGCCGCAGAAGCAGCAGCAGCUUUCACCGCAGCCUGUCAAAGCUGAAGCGAAAUCCUCUGCCAAGCCACUGUCACCGGCUGCACAAGCUGCAAGGAAGAAGCCAGUUCCGCAAGGAAAGCCACCAAAGCUUCUGCCUUCAGACAACCCAAAACCUCUGCCUCGUGCGCUCGUGCUGAAAGAAAGAGAGAACAUUCUUGCGACACGAAUGCAGCGACGUAUUGCGUUCCUGGAAGAACAAGACGAGCCCAUCCGUGCCAAUAUCCAGUUGAUGACGGAACUCCGGGCACUGAAACUUCUAGAUCUACAGCAGAAGGUGCGUGAAGAAGUUCGGCAAGAGAAACUCGACGAGCCUGGUCUGGAUGCUCAAGUACAAAAGUCCAGUCGCCGCUCCAAGAAACAGCAACUCAGGGCUCAAGAGAAGUUACAGCAGCAGCGCAUGGGUCAUGAGCAACAUAUGGAAUUCGUGUCGGCCAUCCUGCAGCACGGGGCCGAAUGGCGUAUCUUCCAUCGAAAUGUCAGCGCUCGCAUAACCAAGCUCGCCAAGUCCGUCCUCGUCCACUACGCCACAACCGAACGCGAGCAGAAGAAGGAGUCCGAUCGGCUGGAAAAGGAGAGAAUACGCCGCCUGAUGGCUGAGGAUGAAGAAGGCUACCGCAAACUUAUCGAUCAGCAAAAGGACAAGCGCUUGGCAUUCCUACUUGACCAGACGGAUGAGUUCAUCGAGCAGCUGACCGACCUGGUUAAAAAGCAUAAGCUGGAGCAGCGUGCAAUGCGGAGACGCAACACCCUGGGUGGUGUUGGCAACGAUGAUGAUGUAGGUCAAGAUGAUUCCCUGCUGGAUGUUGACGUCGACAUCAGCCAGGACCUGGCCAAGGAGGAUGACUUGGAUAUGCACGCGCCAGUUGUGGAGAUAGCCACAGGCAAGACAUUGGUCGGUGUUGAAGCGCCUCUGAAGUCAGAACUUACCACAUGGUUACAUGACAAUCCAGGAUAUCGGCUGGCCAGUCCAGCGAAGAGAUCCUCGAGGAGUAUAGAUAGUCCCGGUGACAAAGGGAAGGCUGAUGGUGAUACUGGCACUGUCAGUGAUUUGGAUUCUGACCUGUCUGGUGAUGAGGAUAGUGAGGGCUCUGACGAUGGCGGGGAAGAACCGAUGGCCGACGCGCAGGGUGGCGCAGUGCCAGGCACCGACAGCGCCGCUGCUUCAGCCACCAGCAGCGAUCAGGCGUGCGCUUUGCCGUCGGGACCACUCGGUAUUCGCAGACGUGCCCGGCGCGAACGCCUGCGCAAGAGCCGUGAGCAAAGCGAUGCAGUCAAGGCUGCAGUGGGCACGAUGGAUGUUGUCGAUGAGUACCAAGACAGUGCAAAGCCUGGCAACUCUGAAACAAACAAGAACAGUACAUACUUCCGUAUUGCCCAUCAGCACAAGGAGAAGAUCACCAAGCAGCCGGACAUGCUGGUCGGCGGAACGCUCAAGGAGUAUCAGAUGGCUGGUCUGGAGUGGCUCGUGUCUCUCUAUAACAACAACCUGAACGGUAUCCUGGCAGACGAGAUGGGGCUAGGAAAGACAAUCCAAUCCAUUGCCACUAUCUGCUACCUGGUGGAGAAGAAGAACUACUUUGGCCCGUACCUGAUCAUCGUUCCGCUAUCAACGCUAUCAAACUGGGCUAUGGAGUUUGAGAAGUGGGCACCUGCCAUCGUGAAGAUUCUUUACAAAGGUGCACCUGCUGCUCGUAAGGCGCUCGCGCUGAAGGUGAAGACCACUCGCUACAACGUGCUACUGACCACGUAUGAGUACGUGAUGAAGGACCGGAACAUCUUGAGCAAGAUCCAGUGGAAGCACAUGAUAAUCGAUGAAGGCCACCGUAUGAAGAAUCACCAUUGCAAGCUAACCACCACUAUCAAUCAGCAUUACCAGACUUCUCACCGACUUAUUCUCAGUGGAACUCCACUGCAGAACUCUCUGCCGGAGAUGUGGGCCUUGCUCAACUUCUUAUUACCGUCUAUCUUUCACUCGGUGACAACAUUCGAGCAGUGGUUCAAUGCGCCGUUUGCCAACAUGGCCGAGAAGGUUGAGCUGAACAAGGAAGAAACAAUGUUGAUUAUCCGCCGUCUCCAUCAGGUUUUGCGUCCGUUCCUUCUUCGCCGGCUCAAGAGGGAGGUGGAAAGUCAGCUGCCAGAGAAGUCUGAGUACAUCCUGCGCUGCGACAUGUCAGCGCUGCAGAAGCGUAUGUACCAACACAUGAAGUCCAAGGGUGUGAUCUUGACGGAUGGCUCAGAACAGAACAAGAAGGGCAAGGGUGGUACAAAGACACUCAUGAACACUAUCGUUCAGCUCAGGAAGAUCUGUAAUCAUCCUUUCCUCUUCCAGGCAAUGGAGGAAGCCUACAGUGAACACAUUGGUCUACACGGUGCUGCUAUUCAAGGGCCAGAUCUGUUCCGUACGUCGGGCAAGUUUGAGCUACUAGAUCGUAUUCUGCCAAAGUUGUACCACUUUGGUCACAGGGUGCUGUUGUUCUGUCAGAUGACGCAGUGCAUGACAGUACUGGAGGACUACUUGGCUGGAGCAGGCUGGCGCUACUUACGACUCGAUGGCGCCACGAAAGCCGACGAUCGUGGUCAGUUGCUGAGUCUGUUCAACGCGCCCGAGUCGCCCUACUUUCUCUUCCUGCUGAGUACCCGUGCUGGUGGCUUGGGUCUGAAUCUGCAGUCAGCUGACACGGUCAUCAUCUUUGACAGUGACUGGAAUCCCCACCAGGACUUGCAAGCUCAGGAUCGUGCCCAUCGUAUUGGGCAGAAGCAUGAAGUACGUGUGCUGCGCCUCAUUACGUUGAACAGUGUUGAGGAGCAGAUCUUGCAAGCAGCUCGCUACAAGCUCAACAUGGAUGAAAAAGUUAUUCAAGCCGGUAUGUUUGACCAGAAGUCUACCGGUGUAGAGCGUCGAGCUUUCUUGGAAGCACUGCUAUUCGAUGAGGAGGAGAAUGAGGAAGAAGAUGAUGUUCCGGAUGAUGAGGUGAUCAACCAAAUGAUCAGUCGCGGUCAAAAUGAGCUUCCACACUUCCAGAUCAUGGACACUGAACGCAUUGAGAGGGAAAAGACAGGUCACUAUUGGUCAGGGAAGUCUCGACUGAUGGAGGAUCACGAGCUGCCACCAUGGCUGCAGAAAGACCUUGAGGAGGUUGAGAAGCUAGCCAAUGAGGAAGAGGAGGAGAAACUGUAUGGUACUGGUGUACGACAGCGGACAGAGGUUGACUACUCCGAGGCAUUGACCGACAAACAGUGGGUCAAGGCGGUUGAGGAUGGUAAGUUGGAUGAAGCUGAGAACAAGAUGCGUGAGAGAAAGCGCAAGCACGAAGGUGACGAUGAUGCACCUGAGGUUAAGAAGCCUGUUGAGAAAGUGGAGAAGAAGAAAAAGGCUGAACCCAAGAAGAAGAAGAUUGGACGACCUGCCAAUAAAGUCGUUCCCAACCCACCCCUACUUACCAAGCAGAUGUUGAAGAUCAUUGCACUCAUUAUGGAGUACAAGAAUGAGGAGGGCAGGGUGCUCAGCGAGAUCUUCUAUCAGCUGCCGUCACCACGGCAACUAAAGGACUAUUACGAGAUCAUCAAGACGCCCAUUGAUAUCCGGCGAAUCAAGGAUCGUGUGCUCAGCCAUCGCUACCGGUCUCUUUUAGACAUGGACAACGACUGUCAGUUGAUGUUCCGCAAUGCUCGCAUCUACAAUAGAGAAGGAUCCAUUAUUUACGAGGAUUCAAUUGUCCUUGAGGCCGUGUACGUAGACGCACGCGACAGCGUGAUUCGAGGCGACGUCCAGGUCUCGGAUGACGAAGACAGUAGCUUACAUGCUGCUGCUGCCGCUGCCGCUGCUUCUGCCAGUGCUGCUACUGCAGCAGCAGCAACAGCAGCGGUGGCCACACCAGAACAGAGUGAGGCUGCCACCGACACAUAGCGCGGAAAUGAGAACGGACACUCAGCAUUUGUUUCUUCCCACGUUUAAUUUCCACUCACGCUGCUGAGAAACCCAGGCACCAUACUAUCCUUGGUGUCCAUCUGAUCACGCUGGCAGCAACUUCUACAACCAUAAGUAUCUUGCUGUUCCAAUUCUCAUCACAAAACACAUGUCACGGGAAUUGUUUGUAGAGUUACCAGCUAGCCUUGAGUUUGAGCACGGUGCGUUUGCUUGUCCAGCACCACUCGGAUCUUCUAGAUAUGGCUACUUCUAGUCCAGAUGUUUUAUCAUGAAAUUCUCUCAUGAAACACAUACACACAUUAUUUCAAUGACAUAAACCUUGAGCAGACCAUACCCUUUCUCAUGAAAUUUGCUGCGCCGCACUUGUAAUGCCCGUGUCUCCUCUGAGUUCUGAGACAGCAUCGUUCUUCCCGCUGGCCAUGCAAGCAGUCUAGUUAUAUCAGGCACGAAACCGUUCAUCUAUUCCUAACAUCACUGGCUAGACGUAGAGGCAACAUCGCCUUGUCAGCCUUGUCGGCCUUUUCUCCAUUGCACUUGCAACAUGCACAUGGUCAUGACACACAUGUUUUCUUAUUUAAAAGUCUAGACCAGGGUAGUUUACUACUCCCUGGUCUAGAACCUGUCUCGCCUCGCUGUCUUUUGUGCUGCUGCCGCAUCACUCUGCUGUUGACUAACUGCAUAUAAACGUGUGUUUCUUCACAUCGUUCAUUGUACUGCUCCUUCAUUGCUGGAGUGUGCAGCAAUCAUUCGAAAUUGACCGUCCUGCUUCAGAAAAGCACGGUUGCACAGA